CCGCGACAGACCAGACGAGACCAGACGAGUCGACUCGAGGCUUGAGACUCGAGACUCGGACGACUUUGAUUUCUUCUUGUCCGUCCCUCCGCGCAUCAAUAACGACGGAGCAAAGGCAGCAAGGCCGCAACAGAGGACAACAUACCAUCACUUUCAGCUCUACCUCUCGCUAGGAAGUCAUCGAUCUCGCGCCCCCUCGCCCUCUCGCUCCGCCCCGCCCGCCGCCCGCUAUGGCAUCGCAGCAAGCCGUCGAGUCGGUAGAGGAGUUUGACUACGAGGACCUGCAGGGUGUUCCCCUCUCCGUGUCGAUGUUGGCGGGAUCGCUCGCAGGUAUCUCGGAGCAUGCCGUCAUGUUUCCAGUGGAUGUGAUCCGGACUCGAAUGCAGAUUCUCUCAACACCAGGAGCAGCCCCAGCAUAUACCUCGGUUCUUAAUGCGCUGAAUCGAAUCACAACAGCAGAGGGGGCCAAGUCACUGUGGAGGGGAGUCAAUUCAGUGAUCUUGGGGGCGGGCCCAGCGCAUGCGCUGUAUUUCGGCACCUACGAGGUGGUAAAGGAUAUGACGGGCGGUAACAGGGAGGGACAUCAAUGGGCCAGCACGGCCUUUGCCGGAGCAUCAGCGACUGUAGCGUCUGACGCAUUCAUGAACCCGUUCGAUGUCAUCAAGCAACGCAUGCAGAUGCAAGGCUCCGCGUAUCGCUCCGUAGCCACCUGCGCUCGCACCAUCUACGCCAACGAAGGCAUCCGCGCGUUCUACAUCUCCUACCCAACCACCCUCACAAUGACCGUCCCCUUUACCGCUGUCCAGUUCUCCGUCUACGAAUGGGCAAAGAAGGUCCUCAACCCCUCGGAGACGUACUCCCCCAUGACCCACGUAACCGCUGGCGGCUUCUCAGGCGCAGUAGCAGCCGCAGUCACAAACCCGCUCGACGUCGCAAAGACGCUUCUGCAGACACGAGGCUCGUCGACGGACACUCAGAUUCGCAGCGCGAGUGGUAUGCUUGAGGCUAUGAAGAUUAUCAAGCAGAGGGAAGGAAUGAAGGGAUUCGCAAGAGGACUUUCGCCGAGGGUAUUGACCUUCAUGCCUAGCAACGCACUGUGUUGGCUGUCCUACGAGGGGUUCCGUUUCUUCCUCAGCAAGCAAACCUGACCUUGUCAUCGUCACCACCUUAAUGCUAUCCGGUCACGAUGACCUUUGUCGUCUU
Jaminaea rosea is the source of this 1203-nucleotide messenger RNA. Its product is annotated as putative MRS4-protein of the mitochondrial carrier family. Gene Ontology annotation, biological process: iron import into the mitochondrion. The coding region runs from base 231 to 1148 and encodes 305 amino acids. Gene Ontology annotation, molecular function: ferrous iron transmembrane transporter activity. The record is from RefSeq and is a predicted model, not a curated record. The transcript is spliced from 4 exons. Lineage: Eukaryota; Fungi; Basidiomycota; Exobasidiomycetes; Microstromatales. Gene Ontology annotation, cellular component: mitochondrial membrane.